AUGGGUGAAGUGGGCACCAUAAGGCGUAACCGACCCUUCCCUGGGGCACCACGGCGGCGCUGGUGGAAGCAGCAACAUCAGCGACAGCGACAGCCACUCUGGUGGCCAGGCUGUGGUGACAGUGAGGGCAAGGUCGAGGGCCACACCUCCAUGGGCCUAACUGGGCUUCAGAAGAACGUGCUUACUGGGCAGUCAAAAAUUGACACCAACACGAGUUCGAAGAAAUGCUCUGAAAUGCGUUCCCCACCUCAGGAAGACACAGUUGCAUGUCACAAGGUCAAAUGCCUGAGAAAACCAUUAGCUGGAAUCUAUAGGAAGGGAGAAAAGAAAAGAAAUGCUGGGAAUGUGAUCCGAAGUAAAAUGAAAUCCAAUAAGCAGAAGAUCAAAAAUGCCAAGAGAGGUUCCCUGGGACUUUUUCUGAAUAAAAAAUUGAAAGCAGCAGAACCUCCAAAACUUCCAUUCCCAUCAUGUCAUUCUACCAAGGCAGUGGUUGCAAAGCAAGCCCUGAAAAAGUCCCUCAAGAUCAAGCAGUCUUCUAGGAAAAAGUUUCAAGGGAAAAGGCAACAGAAUAAAAAACUUAAAGCUUUCUAUCAGGUCCGAAGGAGCUCCAGGAAGAGCAAAGCUGAGCUGCAGUCUGAAGAAAAGAGACAAAUAGAUCAGCUAAUUGAGAGCGGGAAGGAAGAAGGCAUGAAGAUUGAUCUCAUUGAUGGCAAAGGCAGGGGUGUGAUUACCACCAAGCGGUUCUCCCGGGGAGAUUUCAUAGUAGAAUACCAUGGAGACCUCAUUGAUAAAACCGAUGCCAAGAAGCGGGAGGCUCGGUAUGCACAAGACCCCUCCACAGGCUGCUACAUGUACUAUUUUCAAUAUCUGAACAAAACCUACUGUGUGGAUGCCACUCGAGAAACAAAUCGCCUGGGGAGACUGAUCAAUCACAGUAAAUGUGGGAAUUGCCAAACUAAGCUACAUGACAUAAGUGGCGUGCCUCAUCUCAUCCUCAUCGCCUCCAGAGACAUUGCAGUUGGGGAGGAGCUCCUGUAUGACUAUGGCGACCGUAGCAAGGCCUCCAUCAAAGCCUACCCUUGGCUGAAGUAUUAA
Molecule: messenger RNA, 1095 nt
Organism: Peromyscus californicus insignis
Lineage: Eukaryota; Metazoa; Chordata; Mammalia; Rodentia; Cricetidae
Product: N-lysine methyltransferase KMT5A-like
Exons: 1
Coding region: 1-1095 (364 amino acids)
Molecular function (GO): histone H4K20 methyltransferase activity; protein binding
Source: RefSeq, a predicted model, not a curated record